Messenger RNA from Medicago truncatula (barrel medic), 1597 nucleotides. Its product is annotated as probable methyltransferase At1g27930. The record is from RefSeq and is a predicted model, not a curated record. The transcript has a single exon. Lineage: Eukaryota; Viridiplantae; Streptophyta; Magnoliopsida; Fabales; Fabaceae. Gene Ontology annotation, biological process: xylan biosynthetic process. Bases 285 to 1145 code for a protein of 286 amino acids.
CCAAAAUUCCCUUAAAACCAAUUGCUUAAAAAAUAAUCUCUCACAUUGCAUCCUCACUUUGUCAUUGUCAUUGUCAUUGAACCUUCUCACUCUCACUCGUUGCCCUGCCAAUUUCUCUUAUUCCCAUAUCCAUCAUUUGACAAAAUCAAACCACCUUCAUCCCCUUCCCUUACCUUUCAAGCUAACAAGUAAAUUCCCCAGUCCCUAUACCAACCCAAAAAAUAUCAUAACAUGCCACACAAACACAACAACACAACCACAUUACAUUAACAAACAAAAAAAAAAUGAAGAACCGUUAUUAUUAUCCUCUCCAACAAAGAAAACUAUUCAUAGGAUUAACAACAAUUGGAUUAAUAGUAGCUGCAUUGUUCAUAGCCACAGCGAUCACAACCUUCGGUACAUCCUCAUCACUACAUUGUCCAAUCUCCUCCUCGAUCCGAGCCCGAUCAAACGAGGACAACAAUCCCUCACCGAUCCAACUAAGAGCCAUUCUUCACUACGCCACAUCACGUGUUGUUCCUCAACAAUCGGUCUCAGAGAUCAAGAUCAGUUUCGAUGUCUUAAAAACCUACGAUCGACCAUGCAACUUUCUUGUCUUCGGACUUGGCCAUGAUUCUCUCAUGUGGGCUUCGUUUAACCCAGGUGGCAACACAUUAUUCCUUGAAGAAGAUCCUAAAUGGGUUCAAACCGUUCUUAAAGAUGCACCGGGCCUUCGAGCCCAUACCGUUCGUUAUCGAACCCAGCUUCGUGAAGCCAGCAAACUCAUCUCCUCCUACCGCAAGGAACCUAUGUGUUCACCUUCUAAAGCUUUUCUACGUGGAAACAAAGCAUGCAAGCUUGCGCUUGAGAAUUUACCCGAUGAGGUUUACGAUACGGAGUGGGAUCUUAUUAUGAUCGAUGCGCCGAAAGGGUAUUUCGCGGAGGCGCCGGGGAGAAUGGCGGCGGUGUUUUCAGCUGCUGUUAUGGCGAGGAAUAGGAAGGGAUCUGGUGUGACGCAUGUGUUUUUGCAUGAUGUGGAUCGUAGGGUUGAGAAACUUUAUGCUGAUGAGUUUCUUUGUAAGAAGAAUUUGGUUAAAGGUGUUGGAAGGCUUUGGCAUUUUCAGAUAGCACCGUUUAAUGGCACUGAUUCUCCUCGUUUCUGUUAAACUUGUUGUGAUCGUUGUCACUGUUCAUCAUUAUUUUUUUGUUGUUUUUUGUUUCACACAUAAUGCCACGGAUAGGAACAGAGUAACAUGUGUAACAGAGUUACGUUAUAUUUCUUUAUUGGUUGAUAUUCCAUAAGAACGUUACAUUUUUUGUAUCAUUACAAUACUAUAGUAUGUUAACUUGUGUAUUAUUACGUUAUUCCAAAAUUUGGCGACAAAGGGAAUCACCGACUUAUGGAGGAUUGUAGAUGGUGACAUGUCACUGCACCUUCCUUUUACCGACAGGAAUGGGCACAUGCGAAUAAUCUAUUUUCCUUUUCUAUUUAAGGUUUCGAUGUUGCUGGGAAACUAAGAAAGGUAUGUAGUACAAUUUUUUUAUUUUUUUUUGGUAAAGGUAUGUAGUACAAAUUAACACUCACUCUAUUUUUUGGGUAAACAUAUAUUUUCAAUUA